CUUCUUCCUGUUUUAAAAGUCAGUUUCACUUUUCUGUCGGCUAUUUAUUUUCCAUGAUUAGCAGCGGCCUUUCUUGUUGUCACACUACAUAAGGGACCUUAAGGACUAAAAAUGGAGGUCACCAGAAAAAAUUUCUACGAAUGUAUAGACCUCAUCCAAAAGUCCAUUGAAGAAUCAGACUUUGUGGCUAUAGAUGGCGAGUUUACAGGUUUGGACCACCCUGACCAUGGUCAGCCCCAGCCUUUCGAUACCCCAGCAGAACGAUACCAGAAGCUUAGCAAGGGGUCAGUUGAGUUUCUACUGCUCCAGUUUGGUCUUUGUACAUUCAAACUAAACCCUGAGACACAGCAGUAUGAAACCAAUCCAUUCAACUUCUACAUCUUUCCGAAACCCUUCAAAAAAGAGUCACCUGAUCAAAGAUUUCUCUGUCAGUCUUCCAGCAUUGAUUUCCUUGCUUCACAAGGCUUUGACUUUAAUAAAGUCUUCAGAGAAGGAAUACCUUAUCUGACCCCAGAUAAUGAACAAACUUUACGUGAAUGUCUUGAACAGAAGAGACAGCUCAUCAGCCAACAUGGCUCAUCAUCUUACUUCAGCCCCCUUGAACAGAAAGACUUGGAGAUCCCUGCUGACCAGAAGGUCUUUGUCGAUACUGUAUGUGAAAGUGUCCAGACAUUUGUGGACAACUCUAAAGAAACAGUAUUGGAUCUUCCUCCUUGCAACGGAUUCCAGAGAAAACUUCUCUAUCAAACCCUCAGAAAUAAGUUUUCCAACAGUAUUCAUCUGGAGACAAAAACUGGAGAACGCAAGGAAAGAUUCAUUGUGGUAACCAAAAUCUCAAGUGACGAAGAGCUGAAGAAGAAAGAGAAUGAGAAGUAUUCUACAGAACUGACAAAACUUGACCAAGCUGUGGGUUUCAGCAAGAUAAUCAGGUUAAUAUCUAGCAGUGGCACUGUCGUUGUUGGACACAACAUGUUACUGGACAUCAUUCAUAUUCUACACCAAUUCCAUUCUCCUCUGCCACAGGAAUAUGAAGAGUUUAAGGGUUUCUUACAUUCGCAGUUUCCCAACUUGAUCGACACAAAACUCAUGGCAAGCACCAGUCCAUUCAGAGAGUUAGUCUCUAGCAGUUCUCUGGGUGACUUGCUCAACAUUCUACAGACGAAACCCUUCAAAACUGUGGAAUAUUCCAUACCAGAAGAGUUCCCAAAAUAUGAUUUGGAAAACCAACAACUUCACGAGGCUGGCUAUGAUGCCUUCAUCACUGGGCUAUGUUUCAUAGGAAUGGCAAACUACCUGGAUAAACUCAGCAGUACAAAAUACCCCCUCUUCUCACCACUGUCACCUUUGUUGGAGCCAUUCAAAAACAAGUUGUUCAUGAGUCGUGUACAAGACAUUCCAUACGUCAACGUUACAGGAAAUGACAUACAACCCACCAGAGACCAUAUCUUUCAUGUGACCUUCCCUAAAGAAUGGAAAGCAGCAGAUCUCUACCAGCUUUUUAUGCCUUUUGGUAAUGUGCAAUUAUCCUGGAUCAAUGACACGUCAGCCUACGUUGCCCUCCACAACAAAGACAAUGCAGGAAUGGUCUUGAAGACACUCACCCAGGCUGAAACCUACCGCGUGAUCUCAUACAAAGAAUCGAAGCGCAAGAAGAUCGCCCUCUCUGAGCCGCAACCUCGCAAAAAGCGUCCCAUCAUCCUUGAUGAUGAAACAAACGGUGGCAACAAUUUCACCAAAAAAUUCAAGACACUCAACGUUGAUCGAGAGAGCAGUGCCAAUCCAAGAACUGGAUCUUCCAGACCGGAUGAGCUGAAGAGACGCCUGUCUGAAGAAUCUCCUAAUGACGAUUGGACAUCCAAAGAAAGUGAGUUCAAGCUUAUAUAUUUAUAUGUGUGUGUGUGUGUUUCAUUAUAUAUAUAUAUAGUGUGUGUGUAUAUAUAUAUCUAUAUAUAUAUAUGCAGCAUAGAUGAAAAGUAAGGAGGCAUUAAAAAU
Octopus bimaculoides (California two-spot octopus) is the source of this 1992-nucleotide messenger RNA. RefSeq names its product poly(A)-specific ribonuclease PARN. Gene Ontology annotation, molecular function: RNA binding; metal ion binding; poly(A)-specific ribonuclease activity. The record is from RefSeq and is a predicted model, not a curated record. Gene Ontology annotation, biological process: nuclear-transcribed mRNA poly(A) tail shortening; siRNA 3'-end processing; priRNA 3'-end processing. Gene Ontology annotation, cellular component: nucleus; cytoplasm. NCBI's taxonomy places the organism in Eukaryota, Metazoa, Mollusca, Cephalopoda, Octopoda, Octopodidae.